Juglans microcarpa x Juglans regia is the source of this 2427-nucleotide messenger RNA. Its product is annotated as patellin-3-like. Gene Ontology annotation, molecular function: lipid binding. The record is from RefSeq and is a predicted model, not a curated record. Lineage: Eukaryota; Viridiplantae; Streptophyta; Magnoliopsida; Fagales; Juglandaceae.
CCUUCCCUCCUUUAAAGCCCUUCCACCGUCCCCAAACAAUACCCUAUGGUCUCUCUCUCUCUCUAAACGCUCAAAACGCUGCUCGCUCUCCGUUUCUAACAAACACACAAACACAAGCUGAUUAAUUGUUUUCUUGUCCAUGGCUGAGGAACACCAAAAGCCAGGGUCAGAAGUGCCGCCAUCCACCGAGGAAGGGGUGGUGGACAAGCCCACCGCUGAGAAAGAGCCGCCAGCACCGGAACCUCUGGUCAAGGCACCGGAAAAUCCUGGUCCAGUUGAACAAGUGGUCGAGCCCGAGAACCCAAAGGCCGAGGACCCGAAAGUCGACGAGGUCGACGAAGUGAAGAUUACCCAAUCGGUCUCUUUCAAGGAAGAAACCUACGUUGUGGAAGAGCUACCUGGGUCGCAAAAGAAGGCACUUGAGGAGCUGAAGCAACUCGUCCAAGAGGCCCUUAACAAACACGAGCUCACUGCUCCACCGCCGCCUCCUCCGCCGGCCGCUAAAGAAGAAGAGAAGGAGGAGGCCGAGAAAGAGAAAGAGAAGGACAAGGAGACCGAUCCUUCUGCUGCUGCUGCUGAACACCCCAAAAUAGAAGAACCUCCCAAAGUGGAACUGGACGAGACCGUAGCACGGCCCCCUGUGGAAACGGAACAUGAAGAGCCUCCCAAGGUGGAGACCUACGAGACUGUAACAGCACCACCACCGGUGGAAAAGAAAGAAGAGGUAAUUUCUGAGUUGGUGGCUGCUGAAACUGUGACCGAGACAACUUCACCAGUAGAAGCCAAAGAAGAAGAGAAUGUUCCACCAGCACCACCCACCGAGGUCAUUGCCGAGGAGGUGGUGGAAAAAGUGACCGCCGCCGAUCAGGAUAAUACGACCAAGACUGUGCAGGAGGCAAUCAAAGAGACCAUAGUAGUCGAGGUGUCGGCUCCUCCGACAACAACUAAACCAGAGGAGCCAGCCACUGAGGCAAAGGAGGUUGCGGCGGAGCCAAAAGAAGAAGUCCCCACACCGCCUCCGCCUCCGCCUGAGGAGGUCUCCAUCUGGGAUAUUCCGCUGCUUCAGGACGAGAGAAGCGAUGUGAUCCUCUUGAAGUUCCUGAGAGCCAGGGAUUUCAAGGUCAAGGACGCCUUGGCCAUGAUCAAGAACACGGUCCGGUGGCGCAAGGAGUUCGGGAUCGAUGCCCUUCUCGAGGAAGACCACGGAAAUGAGUGGGACAAGGUGGCUUUCACCCAUGGGUAUGAUAAAGAAGGUCACCCUGUCUGCUACAACGUCUUCAGCGAGUUCCAGAACAAGGAGUUGUAUCUGAAUACCUUUGCCACUGAAGAGAAGCGCCAGAAGUUCCUGAAGUGGAGAAUUCAGUUCUUGGAGAAGAGCGUCAGGAAGCUUGAUUUCAGUCCUACUGGCAUCUCUUCCAUUGUUCAGGUCAACGAUUUCAAGAACUCCCUUGGAAUCGGAAAGAGGGAGCUCUGGCAGGCCAUCAAGCAGGCCGUUCAAUUGUUCCAGGAUAACUACCCUGAAUUCCUAGCCAAACAGGUGUUUAUCAACGUUCCAUGGUGGUACAUAGUCUAUAAUCGGAUGAUCAGUCCUUUCCUGACACAAAGGACCAAGAGCAAGUUUGUAUUUGCUGGCCCAUCAAAGGCUGCUGAAACCCUUUUCAAAUAUAUAUCGCCUGAACAAGUACCGGUUCAUUAUGGUGGGCUAAAGAGGGAGGAUGAAGAGGAAUUCAAUAUUGCGGACCCUGUUACAGAGGUUACAAUCAAACCGGCAUCCAAGCACACCAUUGAAUUUCCAAUCUCUGAGACUGGAUUGCUGCUGGUUUGGGAAGCAAGAGUGUUGGGUUGGGAUGUGAGCCACGGAGCUGAAUUUGUGCCAAUCGCCGAGGGGUACACUGUGAUUGUACAGAAGACAAGAAAGAUUGCCCCAGCUGAUGAAACAGUGAUCUCUAACAGCUUCAAAGUUGGUGAGCAGGGCAAGGUGGUGCUUACCUUUGAUAACCAAACCUCGAAGAAGAAGAAGCUCUUGUACAGAUCCAAGACCAAACCCUGCUCAGAUUAAGCUUUGAAUAUUAAGCGACUACUUUAGGGGGCCUGUGUGUGUAUAUUUCCAGUCAAUUGGGAGGCAUUUGAAUUGCAUUUUUUUUUUUUUUUUUUUCCCUUCUGUUGGCUGAAAGUUAACUUUGUUGGGAAGUGGGGGGGAUUUAUUUAUAUGUUCUAAUAAGUAAUGUUGGGAUAUUUUGUCAUUUGGUCUUGGUUUGUAAACAAUUACAGCUGAAAAAAAAACAGUAUGAGAUGCAUGGGGACACAUUUGAGGUACAUAUAUAUUUGGGCGGGGAAUGGGUGUGUGGACACAAAUUCUUGAUACUGAUCUUCUGCCUGUAAAGUUUGUGUAAAGUUGGUGUAUUUAUAUAUUUCUUGUCCUAUAUA